AUUCCAGUGAACGCAGCACUGGAAUCAUGGACCGACUCGAUGAUCUCUUUCAGCGGCUGCUCUUCCUGACUCCUGACUGCAGACACGCCCAGUCUCUACCGGUAUGAGCUCAACCUUUUACAGUAAGUAAGGAGUGCUGAAUGAGAUCUCACACGCAACUUUAGAAACCGUAAUGGGGACUUCUUUGAACGAAGACUGUCCUUUCUGUCUAAUAGCACACAGCCAGACUGACACAGAGAUCCUGCUGAGCGACGAUGAGCUGCUCUGUAUUCGUGACGUGAAGCCUGGCGCCACACAUCAUUACCUUGUUAUUACCAGGACGCAUAUCGAGAACUGCAAAAGUCUCCAGUUGGACGACGUACCUCUAGUGGAGCGGAUGAAAGAGAUGGGAAGAAGUAUACUAGAGAAGAAUAGAGUCAGCAACCUGGAUGAUGUCAGGAUCGGGUUUCAUAUUCCUCCAUUCUCAUCUGUUCCCCACCUCCACCUCCACGCUAUGGCUCCAGCCAGCACCAUGCCAUUUAAGUCACAGCUUCACUACGGAGCCCAGUCUCACUGGUUCAUCACAAUUGACAAAGUGCUUUCUCAGUUGAAGACUCGCGGCAAAGUCAAAUGAAGAGACGCAAAGAGUCUGAAGGUGCAACAGCCUUCUUUUAUGUUGACAGGUUUUUUUUAUUGUCAUUCCACUUCACCGAGUGCAAUUUUUUUAAUGGUUCUUAAACUGAAUUGACAUAUUUGUGUCAAUUAAUAUAAUAACGUAUAUUCCACCAUGCUGCUGAUGAUUCUGUUGUUGAGAAAAGUGAAAGGAAUAAUUUUGAAUAAUGCCGCUAUUAAAUGCCAUGUUGUGCAAUGACAAAAUAAUUACAGCUUGAAGGAUAAAUGUUGUUUAUUUAAGUUUAAAACUGAAAACCCAUACCUUGACAUGGUUUGGAAUUUUAACUUUUUUUUUACUAUAUUAAGUCAGUAUUUAUCAGGAAGGACAAUUGUUUGUUUGUAUGUUCACUUGUCCACUUUUGUAUAUGAAGUGGAUCAAUCGAAACAGCUGUUUACACUUUGGUAUAUUUGUGUCAAAUCCUAUCUGAUGCACUGGGCUACAAUCUGUCUUUUAAUAAUAAUGCAAUGUUGUAAAAAAUAUUAAUAAAAGAUC
This is a messenger RNA of Centropristis striata (black sea bass), 1144 nucleotides long. RefSeq names its product adenosine 5'-monophosphoramidase HINT3-like. The transcript is spliced from 5 exons. The coding region runs from base 173 to 613 and encodes 146 amino acids. Gene Ontology annotation, molecular function: catalytic activity. Lineage: Eukaryota; Metazoa; Chordata; Actinopteri; Perciformes; Serranidae. The record is from RefSeq and is a predicted model, not a curated record.